Messenger RNA from Spirodela intermedia, 1515 nucleotides. Lineage: Eukaryota; Viridiplantae; Streptophyta; Magnoliopsida; Alismatales; Araceae. The record is from the annotation of a GenBank genome assembly.
AUGGGAGCCGUAGCCGAGCUCACAACUCCUGCCUCGACGGCCCAUAUUCUCUUCGUCACCUUCACCGGGCAGGGCCACCUCAACCCGUUCCUCCGCUUCGCGAAGAGCGUCGCCGCAAAGGGGGCCGACGUGACCUUCUCCUCCGUCGCCGACGCCGGCAGCCGGAUCCGGGAGGCGACCAAGUCGUCCCCCGCCGCCGCCGCCGCCGCUGACGGGACCUUCAUCCCCUUCGGCGCCGGCCGCAUACGCUUCGAGUUCUUCUCCGACGGGUGGGAGGUCGGCGACCCGCGGCGCUACGACCUCGACCUUUACAUGCCCCAGCUGAGAGACGUGGGAUCCAAGGAGGUGGCCGCCCUCAUCCGUCGUCAGGCCGAUCUCGGCCGGCCCGUCGCCUGCGUCGUCGGCAACCCGUUCAUCCCCUGGGUGCUCGGCGUCGCCGCCGGCAUGGGCAUUCCCCGGGCAGUACUCUGGGUCCAGUCCGCCGCCGUCUUCUCCGCCUACUACCACUACCAAAAGGGCCUCGCCGAAUUCCCCUCGGACGCCGGGCAAGACGUCUCCAUGGUGCUCCCGGGGGUCCCCACCCUGCGACGGCACGAGGUGCCCUCGUUCCUCCUCCCCGGCAACCCCUACCCCUCCCUCACCGUCUCCAUCUUGAACCAGUUCUCGAAUAUCCAAGAGGCCGACUGGGUCUUCCUCAACACCUUCGAGGAGAUCGAGAGCGCUUCCAUCGAGGGCAUCUCUCAGUACCUCCCGGUCAUCCCAGUGGGCCCGCUGGUGGACUUGCCCGUCACCGAAGCCGUGCGGGGGGACCUGUGGAAGGCGGCCGACUGUGUGGGCUGGCUCGACGAGCAGGAACCGGGCUCGGUGGUGUACGCCUCCGUGGGCAGCGUCGUCGUCCUCUCGGCGGAGGUGGUGGUGGAGCUGGCCGAGGGCCUGCGGGGCAGCGGGCAGCCGUUCCUCUGGGUGGUCAGGAAUGACGCGAGGGCCAUGCUGCCGGAGGGCUUCGAGGAGGAGGUUGCAGGGAGGGGGCUGGUGGUGCAGUGGAGUCCGCAGGAGACCGUCCUCCGCCACCCCUCCACCGCCUGCUUCCUCACGCACUGCGGCUGGAACUCCACUCUCGAGUCUCUUACAUCAGGCGUGCCCGCCAUAGCUUUCCCCCAGUGGGGAGACCAGGUCACGGACGCCAAGUUCCUCGUGGAGAUCUUCGAGAUGGGGGUCCAUCUGCGACCCCAGCCCGAGCUCCCGUCGUUCACCAGAGAGGACGUCCAGCGGGCCGUAGAGGAGGUUGUUAGGGGCCCGAGGGCGGAGAAGAUGCGGGCCAACGCCGCCAGGCUGAAGGAGCUGGCCAAUGGGGCGGUGGCCCAAGGGGGUUCCUCCGACCGCAACAUACAGUUCUUCAUGGAAGAGGUCAGACGUCGGGGAGGUCCUUCUGCCGGGAGGAUGACGGUGCACGCCCCCGAGGGAGUCAGAGUUGAGACGAUCAACCCCCUUCUCGCCAAAACCUCCGUCUCCUAG